AUGGUCAAUCGCGGUCCCUCGGGCGCCUGCGUCACCUGCAAAAAACGCCGCGUCAAAUGCGAUGAAGCACGACCGCAUUGUGGGCCGUGUCAGCGCCUCGCGCUACACUGUGGAGGGUACAAGACCAAAUUCGCGAAUCUGAAAUUCAGAGACGAGACGAAGAAAGUCUGCGCUAGGGUUGCUAAGCGCCAGGGGAGUGCGGAUACAGACCGGAGCCAGGAUCAUGAUCACAACAAGGGUCAUGGUCUCGUCCUGCAGCGACCGCUAUCACAGCCCGAUACGGCGGUGCCUUUCUACAUCCAGCUCUACGUCAGCCCCGGCCGCGAGAUCGAAUCGGCCCGCGGGUUCUUCGAGAUGCUCAUCCCAAUCUACAACUCGCAGGCGCAGGACUCGGCGCUCACACUAGCCGUGUCCGCCGUCGCGUCGGGGAUCCAGUCUCUCUGGCGGCAUGGCAGCUUCCAAUCCCUAUCGUCGCCCGCGGAGAGGUAUCAUACUCGAGCAGUCAAGUCGCUCCGCAGAGCCCUGCAGGACCGCAACGAAUGGGGUCAACCGGCGACGAUGCUCGCCGUCUUGGCGCUGCAGUGGUAUGAGAAUAUCGCUGCUGUCUAUGGGCUGAGAUCGGCGACGCGGAUACACCACAAUGGUGCCGUGUCUUUGCUCCCGUUUGUCGCUUCCAAGUACGCGCAUGUGGAUGACAAGGCUAGCACGUACGUCCGAAGAUUCAUCCUCCACGCCGAGGUCUCCUCGGCCCUACGCCAGGAAAGACCGGUGCAAGGUAUCGUCUACUCCUGGAUCGCGGGCAAGCACUCGAUAGCUGCGCCGGAUAACCCCAGCGCCGCACUCGACGCCAUCGGCGCGUCGGUGGCCGAGCUGCAGGCCCGGUACAAGCAGCUCUCCCGGCCCCAGUCCCAAACACUAUCUGCCGCGCAGGACGCGAGAGACUGGAUCGCCGAGGCAAAGCACAUCGACGGCCAGCUCAUGGCCUGGGCCGAGACUGUGCCGGAUCAUUGGCGCCCCGUGAAGCUGUUCAGCGGGUCAGACAUGGACCCCUCAAUCCCGACGUACCAGGCCGUCUGCGAGAUCUACCCAUCCUGCCAGAUCGGCGCGAUUUGGAACUUGUACCGCGUGCAACGCCUCUUACUCGCUAGAAUCAUCAUCACCUCGCUGGGCAUAAUCUCAGAAUCCACCUCGACGUUCCUGGGACUCACAAUGGAGGAUGACGUAUGGGGAUGGGGAUGGGUAGCAGAAGAGUUCGCUGGACAUUUGCACACACUGCAAACGCUCGUCGAUGAAAUCUGCCACUGUGUACCCUUUUACCUGGGAAAUCGAACUCGGACGUUGGGUAUUAGGGACUUUGCCGACGAGACGAUCAUCCUUCCUAGCUGCCAACCACAACCGGCACACGUCACAGCGCAAGCCGAGGGCACAAGUCCACAUUCGACGCCUGGCCAGUCCCCUUCUUAUGCAUCGAGAGACCAGCAGCAUAAGCGCUCGCUCAUCGCCCAGGGCCCCUGGCACCUAAUGAGCCCGCUGAGCCGAUUACUCACGCUCUUCUCAAAGGACCAUGGUCCGCUCCCGGUGUCGCUUCUUAGACCGGGGCAACAUGAGUGGAUAAGGGGGCAGUUUUUGCGUGUUCUGGGUUUGUUGAGGAUUCUGCCGGGUGGGAUUGGAUAUGUAGAUGAUAUCAGCGUUGAGGAUUUAGCACAGGCGGUUCGGAAGGGGGCGAUUUUUAUGAGUGGCCCAUAA
Messenger RNA from Aspergillus calidoustus, 1746 nucleotides. NCBI's taxonomy places the organism in Eukaryota, Fungi, Ascomycota, Eurotiomycetes, Eurotiales, Aspergillaceae. The record is from the annotation of a GenBank genome assembly.